GCUAAGGCAAUGAAUAAUACUGCAAUGAACCAAACAGACUGUCCUGAGGUAAAGGUCCCUUUUCCUGUCUUCUUCACCGUUGGAAUUGUCAGCCUGGCGGAGAACCUCUUGGUUGUGGUGGCUGUCAUACGCACGAGAAACCUCCACUCACCCAUGUACUGCUUCAUGUGCAGCUUGGCUGCCUUCAACACCAUUGCCAGCUUGUCAAAAACCUGGGAAAACCUGAUGAUAGUUUUUGCUGAUGUGGGGCACCUGAAGAAGAGAGGUCCUACUGAGACUGAUCUAGAUGAUGUGAUGGACUCCCUACUUUGCAUGUCAUUUGUUGGCUCAAUAUCCAGUUUUCUGGCCAUCGCUGUUGACAGAUACAUCACUAUAUUCCACGCUCUACGAUACCACAACAUCAUGACAAUGCAGCGGACUGGAGCUAUCUUGGGGCUCAUCUGGACUUUAUGUGCAGUGCUAGCUGUACUAAUGGUGAAAUUCUCAGACUCCUAUUUCAUCAUAAUUUGCUUCAUUGUCUUCUUCAUCAUCUCCCUGGCAGCUAUCUGCUUCCUUUAUGUCUACAUGUUCAUGAUGGCCCGCAUUCAUGCCAGGAACAUUGCAGCUCUACCUGGUUGUGGCAGGGACAAAUCUCAGCAUAAGAGGAGGUGGGGCAGUAAUAUGAGAGGGGCUCUCACUCUCACCAUUCUGUUUGGGGCAUUUGUAGUGUGUUGGGCGCCAUUUUUCGUCCAUCUUAUUAUCAUCAUGGUAUGUCCUUUGAAUCCAUAUUGCGAAUGCUACAGAUCCUUGUUUCAACUUCAUGUGGUGCUGAUGAUGAGCCACGCCCUUAUAGACCCAGCGAUCUAUGCCUUCCGCAUGGCUGAACUUAGGCACACUUUCAGAAAGAGGUUGUUUUGUUUAAAAUGGAAAUUGUAA
Cyprinodon variegatus (sheepshead minnow) is the source of this 915-nucleotide messenger RNA. RefSeq names its product adrenocorticotropic hormone receptor-like (gene mc2r). Gene Ontology annotation, molecular function: melanocortin receptor activity. The coding region runs from base 10 to 915 and encodes 301 amino acids. The record is from RefSeq and is a predicted model, not a curated record. NCBI's taxonomy places the organism in Eukaryota, Metazoa, Chordata, Actinopteri, Cyprinodontiformes, Cyprinodontidae. Gene Ontology annotation, cellular component: membrane. The transcript is spliced from 2 exons. Gene Ontology annotation, biological process: G protein-coupled receptor signaling pathway.